CGUCAGUCAUCAUACCAAUCAAUCAAUUAUUAUUAUUAUUAGGAGCCGCGAGAGGGGCAGAGUCGCGUGGCCUUCUCAUCUCGUCGUAUUCUUUUUUUAAUCAAACCAAAAAAAGAAAAAAAAUCAAAACAGUAACACAAAAAACCAACUGUGCUAGAAGGCAGGAAAGAGAAGGUCACCAAUCAUCGUCGUCGAAGGAGGAUUCAUCCAACCAAAUCCAAUCCGUCGUCAAUCGUAACCUUCCGAUCCCCGGCCAAGAUGAAUGACACCGAUGUCUCCAAGCAGAUCCAGCAAAUGGUCCGAUUCAUUCGGCAAGAAGCCGAAGAGAAGGCCAACGAGAUCUCCGUUUCUGCUGAGGAAGAGUUUAACAUUGAGAAGUUGCAAUUAGUGGAAGCCGAGAAGAAGAAGAUUAGGCAGGAGUAUGAACGUAAGCAGAAGCAAGUUGAAGUCCGUAAGAAGAUUGAGUACUCUAUGCAGCUCAAUGCUUCUAGAAUCAAGGUUCUUCAAGCUCAGGAUGACUUGGUUAACAAUAUGAAGGAGGCAGCAUCAAAGGAACUUUUGCGCGUGAGCAAUGACCAAAAAUACAAAGAACUUCUGAAAGAUCUUAUUGUUCAGAGUUUACUCAGAUUGAAAGAACCUUCUGUGCUACUUCGUUGUCGCAAAGCUGAUGUGGAUUUGGUGAACUCUGUCCUAGAGCAAGCCAAAGAGGUUUAUGCUCAGAAGGCAAGCGUUCACACGCCUGAGGUCAUUGUUGACACUGUCUAUCUUCCGCCUGCUCCUUCCAGUCAAGAUUCACAUGAUCCUUACUGCUCUGGAGGCGUGGUAUUAGCAUCUCGAGAUGGAAAGAUAGUGUGUGAAAACACUCUUGAUGCAAGGUUGGAAGUUGUGUACCGCAAAAAGCUUCCAGAGAUCCGUAAGUGGCUGUUUGGCCAAGUUGCCGCCUAAUGUGGUUGAAGGAUUCUGUAUUUAAAUCGUGCGUGGGUUUUGCAAGUGCUCGAAGUUUAGAACUGGCAAUUUACCAUGAGUUUGUCCCUUGUUGGUCUUCCUAUUACCUUGUACCCCAGAUCGGUGAUUGCUCAAGUGGAAGUGUCCUCUUGUCUUACAGGCUUUUAUUAGUGUUAAACAGGAACACAAAAUUUUCUUCAGUAUUUCAGAGUUCUUUCCCCUAUUUUUUCCCCAAUAUUUAUUUGUUUUUAUAUUUUUGUAAAAUAAGGUUAAGUUGCUCGAACCUAGACCUGGUCAUAUGGAGCCAAUAAAAUGAAAAUUCUGUCUAUCCCGAUCGGACUUUUUUCUUGGAACUACUUCUGCUUGUUUAGCAAAUGCUUCAUUGGAGACUGAUCAUUAUAGAAUACAUGGAUAUCUCUGGGAUUCUUCGAAGAAAGGAUAUUUAUUUAUCUGAAUGUUUUGUGUUUAAUAUCUUGUGAGGUGUGAUUAGGGUUGUCUUUGUUUUUCUUUUCCUACAUCUUGGAAGCGAUUUGGUACUCUCUCUAUCUCUGGUACACUAUAAAUUGGACUUUGGUUGAGAAAGGGGGAGCAAGUGAGCAACUGUUCUGAAUAAGCAAAGCAAUGAAUGAAAGUCUUUCUUACAA
Oldenlandia corymbosa var. corymbosa is the source of this 1589-nucleotide messenger RNA. The record is from the annotation of a GenBank genome assembly. Lineage: Eukaryota; Viridiplantae; Streptophyta; Magnoliopsida; Gentianales; Rubiaceae.